AAGUGGAAAAUGUGGGUCAGAGGUCAUCUAAGUUGGUUUGUCAACAAACAAAGCACAACCAAUACUGAAGGAAGGACAUUGGGCUGGUUUUAAUAGGCAUGAAUCAUUUUGACAUGCCUCGUAAUAAGUUUCAACCACAGACUCGUAAACUGAGCUGCAGAAAGGAGGGCAGAUCCACCCCCCACUGUACCAGGCACAAGGAAUCCCGCAGGGCUGGUAUUCUUCUUUUCAGAAGGCCCAGAUGUUCUGGAACAGCACAUACCUCUUUUCAAUGCUCAUUAGUGACAUAGCAAGUUAAUUGCUUUGCUCAAAUUGCGUUCACACCGUAGACAGUCAGCAAACAGACAGCAGACUACCUUCAGAGCUCGAGCUUCAGGGACAGUGGAUGCAGUUGAUGCAGCAAUGCCAUUGAAGGGCUUUAAGCCGUUCUUUGGCGGCGCCCUGGCCCUGCUUGGCUGGGUAGGGGUGAUUCUCGUCUGUGGACUGCCCAUGUGGAGGAUCACAGCCUAUGUUGGCAGCAAUUUCGUCACGUCUCAGAGCGUCUGGGAGGGAAUCUGGAUGAACUGCACGGUGCAAAGCACCGGGAAGAUGCAGUGCACCGUCUACGACUCAAUGCUGGCUCUCAGCAUGGACUUUCAGGUUGCUCGUGCCCUGGUGGUUAUAUCAAUGGGGUUGGGCAUCGUUGGGCUUCGCAUGUCUUUCACCUCUCAUAAGUGCAACAACUACGUCCUAGAUAAAAACAGCAAGAAGGAAUCUGCCCUUGCUUCAGGUGUGGUUCUGAUCAUCUGUGGAGUCUUGUGCCUGAUCCCUGUUUGUUGGACAGCCAGCACAAUCAUGAACGACCUCUACAACCGUGGACUGGAGAACGGCCAACGGCACGAACUGGGGGCUUCUCUCUACAUUGGCUGGGCGGCCAGCUUUUUGCUGGUGGUUGGAGGAGGACUUCUUUGCAGUACUUGUCCUAGAACGGAUGAUCAAAAACAUUAUCACUUGAGUACCAGCUUGUGAACUUGUCUAGUAGGCUUUCUUGCAUCUGUUUCAAAAACUUACAUCUGAAAGCAUAUCGUCGCUGUCCUAAAAAAAACACUUAUCUCCAUUUUUGUCUAUUUUUAGUUUACU
Astyanax mexicanus (Mexican tetra) is the source of this 1119-nucleotide messenger RNA. RefSeq names its product claudin-4-like. Bases 403 to 1008 code for a protein of 201 amino acids. Gene Ontology annotation, cellular component: plasma membrane; bicellular tight junction. The record is from RefSeq and is a predicted model, not a curated record. Gene Ontology annotation, molecular function: structural molecule activity. The transcript has a single exon. Gene Ontology annotation, biological process: bicellular tight junction assembly; cell adhesion. Lineage: Eukaryota; Metazoa; Chordata; Actinopteri; Characiformes; Acestrorhamphidae.